Molecule: messenger RNA, 1995 nt
Organism: Cylicocyclus nassatus
Lineage: Eukaryota; Metazoa; Nematoda; Chromadorea; Rhabditida; Strongylidae
Source: the annotation of a GenBank genome assembly
UCAAUUCAAAAAUGAAAAAACAAGCUCAGCCAAGUCGAAAACUCCAAAUGCUUUCGCCGGUAAACAGCACCUCACAAACAAAUUUUAUGCUGGGCAGUGGCUUUUAUCGCGUUCCCGAUAAAAAUGGGCGCGAAAUCGUCUUGCGAAGAUCGCGUCGCAUCAUGCAGAAGGACCCAGUCGACUAUACUGUUUUCUUCAGUCGUAUCAUAAGGCGCAAACCGCGUUACCAAAAAAUUCAAAUCAUGAAGAGGACAACACGUCAGAGAAUCCCGAUCGGACCGCAGGAUGAAGAUUUCGAAGGAACACUGCACACGGAUGACGCAAAUCAUUUUCAUGGACCCUUUUGUCAGUGCGCUGGACCAUUACAGGAACAAGCUGUAUCUUCCAUCGUUCCGCCACCACGUCCAGCUCAAGUUGUAAACGUCAAGGAUACGAAGAAACCUAGCCGUGGAAGACCAAAGAAAAGAAGGGCCCCAACAAGUGCUCAGGCAAGGAAGAGGCGCCGAAUGCCCAAAAUGGAGUCCCCUGCCCAUCGCUAUGAGGGUUGCGAUCCAAAUAUCAUGGAAAGCGACGUGGAUCCUAGCCCUGGAGCAAUGUUGCCCCACAGCUCCUUCGAAAUUGUUGAUUCGGGCGAGGACGAUAUGAACAUUUUUGUGGAAAACAACAACAACGAUACUGCAAACGUUCCCACGGAGAAAGUACCCUUCCUUGUUCGCAAUACAACUACUGUGCAAGAGCUUGGACCCGAAGGCGAAGUUGGCUUGCAUGAAAUGGGAGACCAUCCCAUUUCUCCCUCCGUAGGUUCAGCAAACAGUCCUCUUCCCGAGCCGGACAACAUCGCACAUCCCAGUGGUAGCGUUUUGCGUCUCCCUCCGUCGCUUCAGCCUAUCAGCGCACAUAUACUAGAGACUAUGGAUCAGCCCGGUCCAUCACAGCCAAAUGUACAUCUCUCCGAAAGUCAGCGACGUCGACGUACAUGGUCAUUUAUUAACCUGACAGAUGCUGUGAGACUGCAAAAUUUUCUUGAUUGGACGAUUCCUUACUUGACACCAGGAAGGGCAAGUUCGCAGUCUACCACCGAACCCGAAUCGACAGAGGGCGCAAGUACGCAAAAUCAGGCCCCUGCACCACUGGAAAGAAGCAAGAAGUCGAAAAAGAAAUCCAGAAAAUGAAAUAACAGGAUAGAUCAAUUCCGGACUUCUGCAGCUGCAGACAAUCUGGACGGACAAGUCACUAUCGGAGAGCUCUUGUCUUGUUUCAAGAUUGCAGAGCCUUAGAUUACUUCGUGUCAAGCUUUACGGGUUUCAACGUUCGCAUAUCUUUUGUAAAUCUACCUCGUAGAACGCUUUUUCAAAAUAUUACCUCUCUUUUUCAAAAUUAAUCUCAUUGUGACCUCAUUAUUUUUUUGUACAUGUAUUUGAUUUAGUAUAGCGACUUGCAAAAAGACAUUUUUGCACAUUUUCCUUCAAAGAUUUCUUUGCCACACUUCGAGAUUUGAAGCCAGCCAUCCUCCUGUAAAAUUAUGCCUCAUAAAACCAGUUCAUAACUCGAUGAUGAAAUGGAGUCCUCUGUGACAUCAAAUUAUUUGGUAUAGCAGGUAUAUUUGGUAUUUCUAUCAUAUGCACACUUGAUUCAAACGUAAAUAGUAACUUGCAAAAAAGGUUUCCAGAGAUUCCUUUCCAAGAAUUCUGUUUAUACUGUUUUUUCAGUCCUUUUCUGUUCGUACAUCUAGCGUUACUUGUUCAUAUCUUUUGUCGUAACGUUUUUUGUGUGUUAUUGUUUUUCUUGCCAUUAUUUGUAAACGUCUUUGAAAGCUUUGAGUGAAAUGGUCACUCAAAAGAUUGCGUUCAUGUGUAUUAAGAGCGUAUUCUUGUUUUGUGUUUACUCCUGUAUUUAUCCAGAAAGUUCUGUCUUUUUUCGUUACAUAGUACUUUUCAAUAGGUAUCUACAGGUGAGCCAUCGCACGGAAAGAAUGGACGCUGUGGCGCCCGAGCA